GGGAAGCGGCAGCGCUUCGUGGAUAAGAACGGACGGUGCAACGUGCAGCACGGGAACCUGGGCGGUGAGACCAGCCGGUACCUGUCCGACCUUUUCACCACGCUGGUGGACCUCAAGUGGCGCUGGAACCUCUUCAUCUUCGUUCUCACAUACACCGUGGCCUGGCUCUUCAUGGCCUCCAUGUGGUGGGUGAUCGCCUACAUGCGGGGCGACCUGAACAAGGCUCACGACGACAGCUACACCCCCUGCGUGGCCAACGUCUACAACUUCCCCUCCGCCUUCCUCUUCUUCAUCGAGACCGAGGCCACCAUCGGCUACGGCUACCGCUACAUCACGGACAAAUGCCCCGAGGGCAUCAUCCUCUUCCUCUUCCAGUCCAUCCUGGGCUCCAUCGUGGACGCCUUCCUCAUCGGCUGCAUGUUCAUCAAGAUGUCCCAGCCCAAGAAGAGGGCUGAGACCCUGAUGUUCAGCGAGCACGCGGCCAUCUCCAUGCGGGACGGCAAGCUCACCCUCAUGUUCCGCGUGGGGAACCUCCGCAACAGCCAUAUGGUCUCGGCGCAGAUCCGCUGCAAGCUGCUCAAGUCCCGCCAGACACCCGAGGGUGAGUUCCUGCCGCUGGACCAGCUGGAGCUGGACGUGGGCUUCAGCACAGGUGCCGACCAGCUCUUCCUCGUCUCACCGCUCACCAUCUGCCACGUCAUCGAUGCCAAGAGCCCCUUCUACGACCUGUCCCAGCGCAGCAUGCAGACGGAGCAGUUCGAGAUCGUCGUCAUCCUGGAGGGCAUCGUGGAAACCACGGGGAUGACGUGCCAGGCCAGGACAUCCUACACCGAGGAUGAGGUGCUGUGGGGCCACCGCUUCUUCCCGGUUAUUUCCUUGGAAGAAGGGUUCUUCAAAGUCGACUACUCGCAGUUCCACGCGACGUUUGAGGUCCCCACGCCGCCGUACAGCGUGAAGGAGCAGGAGGAGAUGCUGCUCAUGUCCUCGCCCCUGAUAGCACCCGCUGUCAGCAACAGCAAGGAGAGGAAUAACUCGGUGGAGUGCCUGGAUGGUCUGGAUGAGGUUGGCAUAAAACUACCUUCCAAACUGCAGAAAAUAACUGGAAGGGACGACUUCCCUAAAAAACUCCUCAGGAUGAGCUCCACCACCUCAGAGAAGGCCUACAGCAUGGGCGAUUUGCCCAUGAAACUGCAGCGGAUCAGCUCAGUCCCUGGGAAUUCAGAAGAGAAACUGGUGUCCAAAGCCACCAAGAUGAUGUCGGAUCCCAUGAGCCAGUCUGUGGCCGACUUGCCGCCCAAGCUCCAGAAACUGUCGGGCGGCGGGCGGAUGGAAGGGAACCUUCCUCCAAAACUGAGAAAAAUGAAUUCGGAUCGCUUCACAUAACCCAGCUACCAAGGCCGGACUGCCCCAGCAGGAGGAUGGCCUACCAGAGCUCCACGUGGCUCCAUGCCCUGUGCUGGCAGGGCUGUGGGUACACCAGCAGGCUGCCCGGGGCCAGCAGAGCCGUCUGCCCCCGGCAUGUAGAACCACGAUGCGCAUGCAAUAAUAGUGUGCAAUUCCUGCAUCUGAUUUUUCUGGCAUGGCUCCUACUAUAUUUAUUACUGUAUAUUCUGAAAAAUGCAUCCAGGGGUGUUCCGUUCCCUGCGUAUUUCUUAAGAGUCAGUAGCAGGUAAAACGUGUGAGUGGGUAACUUUCAGGGUAGGUUAUAAUUUGAGUUCGUUUUCUUUUUUUCUGACGAGGGUUGUGAUGUUACACACUGGAACAGGUUGCCCAAGGAGGCUGUG
Molecule: messenger RNA, 1784 nt
Organism: Meleagris gallopavo (turkey)
Lineage: Eukaryota; Metazoa; Chordata; Aves; Galliformes; Phasianidae
Gene: KCNJ3
Product: potassium inwardly rectifying channel subfamily J member 3
Biological process (GO): regulation of monoatomic ion transmembrane transport; potassium ion import across plasma membrane
Cellular component (GO): plasma membrane
Molecular function (GO): G-protein activated inward rectifier potassium channel activity
Source: RefSeq, a predicted model, not a curated record